This is a messenger RNA of Columba livia (rock pigeon), 6067 nucleotides long. RefSeq lists its product as uncharacterized. The coding region runs from base 384 to 4946 and encodes 1520 amino acids. NCBI's taxonomy places the organism in Eukaryota, Metazoa, Chordata, Aves, Columbiformes, Columbidae. The transcript is spliced from 10 exons. Gene Ontology annotation, molecular function: calcium ion binding. The record is from RefSeq and is a predicted model, not a curated record.
UUGGGCUCUGCUUGUGGGUCAGGUUGUGGUAUCAGUAUCACUUUAAUUCCAGUUUAUAGCAUUGUGCAUUAUAAAAGGAUAAUGCCUUCUCAACAAAACACUCAGGAAAGGAGGAACACUGGAUGGUGAAUUGAAAGAACAGGUCUGUCCCUAACAAGUGACAGCUGGCCUAAUUUCAUUGAUUAGCUAAUUGAGAUCACAGGGGUAGCAGAGCAUUAUAUGAACAAGUGGGCUCCCAAACCAAGAUGUGUGUUUUGGAGAGGGUUUUGGAAAGGUGGUGAUUCUGCAUUUGUUUUCUUGUGGGGAUUAUUUUAGGAAGAAAGAUGGUUUUGUUUUCUUGUUUUGGUUUCAUUUUAAUGCUGUGUCUCUGGUAAACCUUUACUAUGAAGCCUUUGCUCUCUCUGAUGCUUCUGGCCCUGCUCCUGGUGUCCUGGGUGCAGGGACGGGCUGUUGGCAGGCGGGUUCCCGGAGUGUUGCCGAGGUCCCGCUGCAAUGCUGCUGGCUGUGAUUUUGCUGGUGCUGCCCUGGAGGCAUGUGGGUCCUCUUGGGAGUAUCAGAAGGUUAAACCAGGGUCAGAGUUUCCUUGGAUACUGGCAUAUGUGCCUAUAAGAAGCUGCUACGGAGUCCUGAAGGACAAGUAUGGGGAGUUUUCUCCUCCAAUGUACCAUAGUGAUUCCCCGAUAAACUUUUCAUGCAACUGGACAAUAUGGGCAGGCUCCAGAAAGCAUAUAAUAAUUUAUAUACAGGGCUUUAUCACUAAGGAGGGUUGCAACAAAAAUGAGGACAAAAUCCUGUUUGAAGGAGUUUCUUCACUGGUGGAAGACAGUGUGGUAUAUGCUUGCUGGAAAAAGGAGACACAUGUUUUUGCCACCUUUGCUGAAGCUGUCCAUGUUGUGUUGCUGAAGAGGUACUUGCCAAACUGCAGAGGCAUGCGAUUUAAAGGGAAGUACUACAUCUUCCAAGACCAGGAAGGUGACUCUUUUUCCAAACAUCAUGUGAUUUCUGAAACUUCUGCUCCAAAACUACCAAAGCAAGAUAGUAUUUUUCACACUGAAUGGGCUGAAAAAGUUAGAGAUGUGUUGGGCUUGGCAACCACACAUAGCACCACGAGCCUUGGCAAGACCACAGUGUUAAGCAGUGAGUUGAAGAAAGGAAGAGGGGUCACACUGGGUACUACAGCUGUGGGAAGUCCUGUUACACUUGUCCCGUGUGAACAUGCAAGGACACAGCUCCUGGAAACAAAAGCCGCUUCUGUGCUGGCGUCUGAGCUGCUGGGAGGUCUGAGGUGCUGCAAGGAAGCUCAAGACAGGGGAACACCUGGGGGUGUAAUCCCCAUUGCAGCACAGGAUAACUGUGGCCAGAGUCUCUCUGUGAGUGGGGACACCACUCUGGGUUUUGGUUAUACAUGUAGGCUUUCAAGUGUGCUUUUGGAAACUCCUUUACUUGGUACCUUGCAGGUCACAGAGUCUUUUUUACAGCCAGAAGGUGUGGGUCUGGAGAACAGGCAGUCCCUCCUGCACCCUACCCUGAGGCCAGAAGAUCUGGGAAAUCUCCAGUUUGUCAUUAAACCAACACGCACAAGUUUCCUGGACAUAGCUGCACACUUGCAGACUUUGUCCCCUGGCAGAAGAGAAAGCAAGGAGAGCACAGAUACUGCCACAUACCGAGGGCUCAGUACAGUCAGUUCAGAGAAGGAUGAAAGCCAUCCCCAGUUGAGUCUCCUGGCUGAUGGCACAGUGAGUGAUGAUGCUGAUGGCCUUGCAAAUGGCCUCAUGCCCAGCCUGAGUAGCCCAUAUGAAGUGGUAAGUGGGGGCUGCUCACAUCUGCUAUCUGAGAGAAACCAAAGAUGCCAAAGCAGUUUUGGGGAUUUGUCCACAAUUCAACCUGAGCUGGAAACAACUGGCCUCCAACAUACACAGCUCAUGGGUAUUUUGCCCCUGGAAAGUUUUGAGGGAGUUGAGAGGAAAACAGUGCUGCAUCCCACAACACUGUGGGACGUACUCCAAGAACAUUUCCAUUUGUGUGGCCAUAGCAGUCACAUCCUGCAAUCAGCCCAUGGGAGCCUUCCCCAAAAUGCUCAAGCACACAACUAUCCAGUUACUGAGAAAGCUUGUGCAUCUUUCUUGGGUGUAAAAAGCUGCUACCACCAAAGUGACAGAGAUGCACAGUGGGGCCUGGCUGCACCCCCUUUGCCAACAGGGAUGGAGAAUGCUCCCACACCCAUCUCUACCCUAGAGAUAGAAACAAUCCCUGUGCUGGUGAGCUCCUGCACAGAACCUGUCCCUGUGGACUUUGGCUCUACCAAUUUCACCCCCAAAGCACAACUUCUUCCAGAAGUGGAGCCUGUAUUCAGCAUUGUCUUCUCUCCACCAGCACCUUUGGAUUUGGACCCUGUCAGCCUCAGACAAAGAGCAGGUGUCUCAACAACUAGCCCAGGAGGACAGGAGAUGGUGCCCUCUUCCCCACCUUGCCAUCCACCAGUAGCUUCUGAACUAGGUAUGAGUGAGCCCACUGGAUGCCUUGGUCCUGGGUUGCAAAAGCUGGCGAUGGAGGAGGUGGGUGGCCAGCAAGGAGAAGCCUCAGCCAACAAGCCUCAGGGCUUGCUGGCUGGAGGUCCCUCCCCAGCUUCUGUCACUGGUCCAAAGCAUGGUAUGGGGCUUCCUCGGCUUAAAGACCAUGUGAGCAGUGGCUCUGGGGUGGCAACAGCUUCUGUACUUGGCACCUGGGGAGUGAGUAGAGAGGAGCAUGUGGCACCUGUAGAGCAUCAGGCCAUGGCUGCUAGUGACAAAACAGCUUUGCCCUUCAUUCUUGGGGGAUUUGAAAGGCAGAAAACUACAGAAGCUCUUCAAGUAGGUGCAGGAGAGAGGAGAAAUGACUCUUCAAGUGCUACAUCUGCACAUCCUGAUCCUCCUGUGGCCCGAGGGUCAGAAACAGUGUUGAAAGACCAAAAGUCUCAGGAGCCCCCUGAUGAUCCUUUAUCCAGAAACACCCACAUGCCAGAAGGACACCAACAGAAACAUGCUGAGCUAGGACGUCCCUGGAUGAUGGAGUACUUCCCCAUCAGGAGCUGCCACACUGUCUUUCAGGAUGCGUCUGGGAUGUUUUACCUGCCUUUGCAUGCUGACAUUAAAACCAACAUCUGGUGCAACUGGACCAUAUGUGCAGGCUCCCAGAAGCACAUUGUCAUCUAUGUCCAGGGCUUCCAGGGGAGCAAUGGCUGUGGCAACAACCAGGACAAGAUAAUCUUCCAGGGGGUCUCAUCGAGCGUAGAAACUAAAGUAGUGUAUGCCUGUCACAACCAAGGUACUCUGAUCUUUGCUACACAAGCUACUGCGGUCCAUGUAUUGUUUCUGUCAGGGAGUGGUUCCCUAAGCCAUGAAUAUGGACACUUUAAAGGACAGUAUUAUAUAUUUGAAGACUUUGAAACUGUGGGGUCUUCAAAUGCUACUGUAGCUCCUCAAGAGCAUGUCCAGGAGACAUCUAAAGAAGAGAGCUGGAGGACAGUAGUAACAAAAGGCUUAUUUCCCAUGCUGAGAGCCUCUCCAAGCCCAUCAGCUGUGCCUGCUGAUGGCAGGAUCCAUCUUGAGUUUGUAAGCCAAGAUGAAGAGGCUCAACAUGUUCAUGGUAUCAUGGAAGAUGCUCAGUCUGGUGCUAACAUGAGGAAGCUUAAUCUGUGCAGGCAUGAUCAGCUGCGGGAUGAAACUGAGCUGGAAAGCAUCCUUAAGGAUGGUAGCACUGAGGGGAGAGAAACCACAGAUGAUGUGUUGGUGGAGCUGGCUCCAGCUGGGCAAGAUGCUGGGUGUAAAGCUGAGCCAUCUGCCUUGGAGAUUGCAAAGGUGGACACAGAGCUGGUGUCUGCACCAGUCACGGUAGUCCUAUGUCACUCAGUAUGUGUCUCCUCCUCAGAGGUGCCCAGCAACAACAUAGGUCUCUCUGCCAAGUCAUCUAGCCUGGGUCUGGCCAGUGACGGUCUGUCAGCAGAGGUGGUCACUGCUGCUGCACAUAACACACAGAUGCCAGUGCUGGAAGAGCCACUGUUAAACAUGAGUGCAAAACCUUCUCCCUUUCCUUCUCCUGGUGUGACUGCUGGAGAUAUGGUGUCUACAGGAGAAAGCCAAGAAGAUCUCUUUGAUCUGGCUUCUGUCCUGGCAUCUCUGGAGAAUGAUAUGGCACUGCAAUCCCAGCACCAUCCUGGAGAUGUGCUGUUUGAAGUAACUAUUGAAAUCAAAGCCAAGGACUGGAUUCCACAUGGUGGAAGUGAGCUCCAAAAGGGUCUUCUUGAAUCCGUGAAGAAUCAUAUCCAAGAGAACCUGAAACUUUCUGCCAACAGAGUCAAUGAAAUGAAGUUAAAGGAAAUCAAGAGGACAAGUGAUGCCAACCUGCUGCUUACCUUCUGGCUGCACCUGAAGCCAGAGGAGAGAAACAUGUCUCUACUCCUGCAUUCCCAGCUGGAGGAGCUGCUUGGCACUUCGGUAGGAAUGAAGAAGCUGCAGCUUGUUUCACUGUUGGUUGAAGAUGUGAAUGAGUGCAGUGCUGGGGUCAGCCUCUGUGGAGAGGAGGCGGAGUGCUUCAACAGUGCGGGCACGUACCUCUGCCGCUGCAAAAAGGGCUACGAAGAUCACUCACCCACCAAGUCUGGCACCCUCUGCAUCCGCACUCCCCGAUCAGGGAUCAGCUUCUUCCUCCAACAUGCUGACAUCCUGGUGGGGGCAGCGAUUGUGUCUGGCCUGGCAAUGCUGGUGGCUGCUGGUGUCCUGUGCUGGCAGAGAUGGCACCCCAGGAGGAACCCAAGUCUUGAGGAGUCACCAGUGAGGGUUGUGGAGGAGCCGGUGAUGGAGCUGCAUGACCUAGGGGAAUGCCUGCGCCUUGACCCCUUCCAGCUGAAGCUCCGGGCCAGGCCACCUGAGUGGCUGUGGGGGGCUCGGGCCCAUCCCAGCCAGGUAUAGCGGGUCUUCCUGGGGCAGUACACCCAGCUCUGAGGGAGUCAUUGGAGCUCCCUCAAACCCUCUGUGGCCCUGGUGACCUGCACAGUUGAUCCUCCCUUCCCCAGCUGACACACACUACUGGCUGUGCAAACCCUUCUGGCAUGUUCUAUAGACCACAAGUAUGUCACGGUCUUCCUUGUCUCUAAUUUUUUGUUUUUAAAUGCUUACUCAGCUUGGAAAGCAAGGUGCUUGCUUUGUACUGCUGUAUACCUUCUCCUGACUUACUCCCUCAGUCCAUUGAAAUAAAAUACUUUUUAAAGGGGAAAAAAGGAAAUGUUUCGGUGCUUAAGAAAAAUAUAGAUUAUUUUUGCAUCUGUGCUUGAUGCUACAGAGCUCUACGUGAAGCCCUGACAUGACCUGGGGGGCUGUGGGUGGAACUUUUUGCAGCUUGGCUGAUAAACACCACCAAGGCCUGGCUUUGUUUUUGGGGACACUCCUGGCCAGGUUAUGGCAUGUGGAUCCCCUGCACUGAGCUAUGGUGACAGCAAUUUUAGUGCUUGCAUGAAUGUUGGUUAUUGAGGUGGUGGUUGCAAAAAGCAUUACCACCACCAGAAUUCUUCUGGCUGGCAGUAAAGCACAGUUGCCUCCCCAGCUGCAGGCAUGUAAAUUCUCUGUCUGUUUAGUAUAGGGCUUUUUCAGUUUAAAUAAACGUAUUUAUUUUUUUUUCCCUUUGGGAAGACAUGAAUAGUGUGGUGACAAAUGUCCCACUGGAGGGCACUGUCUGCCACUAAAAAGACAGCAUGGGCUGCUGUUAUGGAGCUGUGCCCCUGUGCUAGCCUGGGCAAGGGCUGCCACCUGUGGGGCACAGCUGCAGCUAUGGGUUCUUAAGUGAAUAAGGACCAGUUAGUGUGGGCCAUGGAUGGUCUCUUUGCACUUGUUGACUGGCUUUGGCCAAGAUGCACUGUGGAGAUGUGGGCUGAAUAAAGCAGUUUGCACACAUGUGCCCAGCUCAGCUUUUGCUCUCCAGGGUGAGCUUAGAAGUGGCUGGAAGAGGCCUUGCUGUGUUUCUCUGCAGGGAAGUAGAGAGCAUGCUGGCAAAGGAGGAAAAAGGGACCUUGGAGAUUUCCCUAGAGUAACUAUUU